Molecule: messenger RNA, 1437 nt
Organism: Haemonchus placei
Lineage: Eukaryota; Metazoa; Nematoda; Chromadorea; Rhabditida; Trichostrongylidae
Source: the annotation of a GenBank genome assembly
AUGCAGAUCGAAAACCGUUACGAGUCGGUUCUGGCCAGCCGCUACUGUAGACGAAGCCCACUUCUCGAGCUCUUUUCUGAAAGGAAUAAGACCGUUCUGUGGAGGCAACUGUGGAUCUGGCUAGCUGAAGCUGAACUUGAAUUAGGCCUCACUCAGGUCACCCCGGAUGCUAUUGAGGAGAUGAAAGAACAGCGUGAUAAUAUUGACUGGAAUAAAAUUCGCGAAGAAGAGCGCCGUUUGAAGCAUGACGUUAUGGCUCAUAAUCAUGCUUUUGGAGCUGUAUGUCCCAAAGCUGCAGGAAUAAUCCACCUUGGUGCAACUUCUUGUUAUGUCCAAGAUAAUGCCGAUCUGAUCGUUAUCAAAGAAGCUGUUGGACAUCUUCUUGCAAGGGCCGCUACCGUGCUCGAUCGAAUGGCAACAUUCGCAGAACGUGAAAAAUCGCAUGUCACUGUCGGUCGAACUCAUUACCAGACUGCAUCGCUGGUAACUGUUGGGAAAAGAGCUGCCUUGUGGGCACAAGAGUUGCUCAUGGCUUUCGAGCAGCUGAAGCAUUUCUACAAUACAAUGAAGUUCCGGGGAAUCAAAGGAGCUACGGGAACCCAGGAUUCCUUCAUGACGCUAUUUGGCGGAGAUGAACUGAUGGUCGAAAGAUUGGACGAGCUUGUCACUGCCAAGGCUGGUUUCAGUAAAAAAUUCUUUAUAACAGGGCAAACGUACUCUAGGCAACAGGACGUACAGUUAGUAUUCGCUCUAGCUGCAAUUGGUGCUGCAGUUAAGAAAAUAUGUACGGAUAUUCGCGUCCUUCAAGCUAUGGGAGAACUUCUUGAACCUUUCGAAAAGGAUCAAAUUGGUUCCUCUGCUAUGCCAUAUAAGAAGAAUCCUAUGAAAAGUGAGCGUUGUUGUUCGUUAGCGAGACGGCUCAUUCAUGCUCCCCAGGAAGCACUGAAUAUUCUGAGCGAUCAAGGCUUGGAACGAACCCUUGACGACUCAGCGAAUCGUCGAAUGCUUAUUCCGGACACUAUCCUCACAACAGAAGCCAUGCUGUCAACCCUUCAGAAUAUCUUCGAAGGCCUUACUGUGCAAACAGAAAAUGUUGCUCGGACUGUUCGAGAAGAGCUACCAUUUCUUGGACUCGAAAAGGCGAUGAUGUGGCUGACAGAAGAAGGCGUUGAUCGACAAGAAGCCCAUGCUGUUAUUCGAGAAACGGCACUGGAAGCUAAGAAGAAACAAGCCACGCAAGUUGUUCAUAUGGAGGAUAUUCUUCAAAGCCCAUUCUUUGACCCGGUACGCGAGCGGGUAAUGGCAUUGGUGGAUGAACCGAUUCGUUUCACUGGCCGUUGUGAAUCGCAAACUAUGCGAUUCAUCAAUGAAGAGUUGCGUCCUGCAAUUGGAAUGCAUUUUGAUUCUGGAGCUACGCGAAUGCAUCUCGAUGUCUAA